This is a messenger RNA of Racocetra persica, 367 nucleotides long. NCBI's taxonomy places the organism in Eukaryota, Fungi, Glomeromycota, Glomeromycetes, Diversisporales, Gigasporaceae. The record is from the annotation of a GenBank genome assembly.
UAAAAAUCCUUGGCUAUAUACGGAACUUGACUCAAAACAAUAUGAAGAGUUAUUUUAUUUAUCAUCAAGUAUGAGUGAUGAAAUUAAUGAGGAACUUACUAAUUAUCUUUUGACUAUUUUAGGUGAGCUUUGCAUUGAGAAAAAUCAAGAAACGAAUAUAAUCGACAAAUUGGUUCAUCAGCAAAGUCAAAUAGGACAUACGAAAAAAUAUCUAGUUUGCCAGACCUCUAAUAUCGAUAAUAAGAAACGAGUUUGUUCUAAAUACAAAAAUAAAUUACCAACGCUUGCUGAGAUAGUCGACGAACAAUCUAAGAUUGUAAAUGCCGCUGAAAAAUCACCUAUUCCUACUUACGUAUUUAAACAAUGA